Molecule: messenger RNA, 1815 nt
Organism: Filobasidium floriforme
Lineage: Eukaryota; Fungi; Basidiomycota; Tremellomycetes; Filobasidiales; Filobasidiaceae
Exons: 4
Coding region: 1-1815 (604 amino acids)
Source: RefSeq, a predicted model, not a curated record
AUGUCCAGACAAUCGGUGCCAGAAAUCCCUCUCCAUUGUUACUGGGAUUGGGCUCUACCACAAAACAGCUGGGAUGGACUCCAAGAUACCGUGUUCACUUCCGAGACGCUGCAAUUGAUGAUCGGAGGCAAGAUGAUGCCAACGUCGUUCGUCAAUGCGGCCAUCAAGCUCCUCAUACUCACAACACUGGACUCGAGCGAGACAGCUGCCGUUCGAUCCAUGGACUCUCAAAUCUACCGACUCAGUUCAGUCGAUCGACAUGUCGUCCUAGAUGGCGUCGACCUCCUACUUGUCCCGUGGAUUCACAAACAACAUUUCACCCUCAUGCUGGCUCAAUUCGACACUAAACCACAACUCGACGAUAACACGCUUCUCGCCUGCCGAUGUUAUCAUAUCGACUCUCUCCCGCGGGCCCGUAAAUCACGUAUCGAUCGCCCUCUCGACCAGUUUGUGGAACUCUUACAAGCAAGCAGACCUACAUGUGCAUGUGCUUUCGCCUUGAAACGGCACGCUCUCGGUCUGAUGUUCGACAGUCAAGGCGGUCGGGAAGAAACGAUAGCUGGAAUCGCCGCGGCCACCCGCACCCGAGAUAUAUGGAAGGAGUCCAUCAUGAGUAUAUCAGCCCGUCCUCAAACCCGUCAAUUGCUCGAGCUCAACAGCUCGUCUACGGCCUACAAGUCGUCAUCUCGGCCUGUUCAUGUAGAUCGGGGUACGAAUCGCAUGCCAAUAGACGUGCCCGACGACGGAAACGAGAUGGACCCUCACUGGGUACGUGGGGUCGAGCAGGACGGAGACCAGGCGAAUACGUUCGAAACAGAUGAGGCCGGAAACGAUCGGGCUGCCAGAGAGGCUGAGACCGGACUUGGGGACGGAGACGAGCAGGAUCGUGACAGCACCAAGGAGCGCCGGCCGAGUACAUGGCCAGACAACGAAGAUGGACACGAGAUAGGUCAAGGCGAGCAACCAGCGAGGAGAGAGGUCAAUCGAUCGAGUGAGCGGGAUCAGCGCAUGCACGAGGGCAUGCUCGACCGCCGGCCUAGUAAACGUAACAGGACUGGCAGCCACCGCCGGCCUAGUAAACGUAACAGGACUGGCAGCCACCACACCGGCAGCGAUAACGUGGUGUCUGGAAAGCAUGACAUGGAUGAAAGGUGGCCUGGGGAGAUCGAUGACGGCCCUCCUUUGGCGCCCCCCGGAUCGUAUUCCAUCGUGCCUUUCGAGCGCUGCUUUCAGUGCCCGGAAGUCACGGGACUUACUCGACUUGUCGCCGCCCAAACGAAUCGUCAAAGGCUAUGGAUGAACCACCUCAUCCGGGCAGGUGAUGCGUAUUGGCUCUGUACAGACCAUAUCUGCCAUCAUCGAAUAAACACCCCUCGCGCUUGUCGGGACAGGGGCUCCCGAAUACCUCCCGGACAACUGAAGCGACCUCGAGGCACCCUGAUCCCGACGAAGCAUGGCAGACCCAAAUGCUGGAAGCACCAUCAACAGGACGAAACGGACAGAGAGAAACAUCAGCACCGUGGCGGAUCACUUUCAAGAGAGCCGGUGAUCGACCCAUCGACCAACGCAGGGAGCGAUGAUAAGCCGGAACCCGAGCCAGACAUCAGUCAUCAGGCGACAACUGACCUGACAAACCACCACAUCAAGGCGGAUGUCGUCACUACGUCAACUGAUAGCCUGCCGGAUGAGUGGGAAGUGACCGACGUCGAGACGAUCACCAUCAUUACUCGCACCAAUCGUCGGACGGGUGAGAAGAGGCAAAUACAAGUCAAACACACGCACAGCUUCCCCCCAGAGGCAGUCGGGCAUGGUUAA